Molecule: messenger RNA, 779 nt
Organism: Candidula unifasciata
Lineage: Eukaryota; Metazoa; Mollusca; Gastropoda; Stylommatophora; Geomitridae
Source: the annotation of a GenBank genome assembly
GCCAGUAUAAAAACCUUCGAGUUGAGAAAAGGGGGGAGAAAGAAAAUGUACUUCUGAUUCAGCUGAAUAGGCCUAGAGCUUUCAAUGCUCUCAGCGAUGCUUUGAUAUCUGAGCUGAGUUGCGCCCUUCAGGAUGCGGAAGCUGAUAAAGAUGUAGGUGCUGUAGUCCUAACUGGCAGUGACAGGGCCUUUUCAGUUGGUGCAGAUAUUGCUGAAAUGAGCAAGAAAACCUAUCAGUUGCUUGUUGAAACUGAAUUCCCUAACUUUGAAGUUGUUGCCAAGACCAGAAAGCCCAUUAUGGCAGCCGUUAAUGGAUAUGCACUUGGAGGAGGGUGUGAGCUGGCACUGAUGUGUGAUAUUAUUUAUGCUGGUGACAAUGCUCAGUUUGGACAGCCAGAAGUAGCAAUAGGCACUAUACCAGGUGCUGGAGCAACACAGAGGUUGGCAAGAGUUAUAGGCAAAUCAAAGGCUAUGGAGAUGAUACUCACAGGAAACCGGCUAUCUGCCCAAGAAGCUGAAAGAGCAGGACUGGUCAGUAAAGUGUUUCCUUCUAACGAGCUUGUUGAGAAAACUGUGAAGACUGCAGAGAAGAUUGCUGGAUUUUCUAAAACUAUUGCUGCUCUUUGCAAAGAAUCAGUUAAUACAGGUUAUGAUCUGAGCUUGGCAGAAGGAACUCACUUUGAGAAAAGACUUUUCCAUGCAACAUUUUCAACUCGUGACAGAAAAGAAGGUAUGGCAGCAUUUGUUGAAAAACGAUCACCGUCUUUCAAGGACUGCUGA